UCAGUGCAGGCAGCGCGGCGCGCCUGCGUGAGCCUUUCCGUGUGCAGUGUGAGUGAGUGAGUGAGAGUGCUGCAGUGAGUGCGCCGAGCGCGGCCGGCGCGCCGCCAUGAGCUCCUACCUCAUGAACCCCACGUACCACCACCAGUCGCCGGCCGUCAUCGUGGACCCCAAGUUCCCCCCGACCGAGGAGUACAGCCAGAGCAACUACAUCUCGGGCGCCGAUUUCUUCGGCCACCACCACCACCAUGUGCAGGGCCAGCACCACGGCCACCAGUACGGCUACCACCAGAUCCCAGCCCCCGUCCCGUACGGCGCCACCGCCACCACCACCAUCCAGAUCACCACCAACGCCCCUGGAUAUGGUGGCUACGGGGGCAACUACUACCACCCCCAUCCCCACCCCCAUCACCACCAGCACCAAAUACCCCCUCCCCCUCUGCCCCCCGAGACC
Molecule: messenger RNA, 451 nt
Organism: Thrips palmi
Lineage: Eukaryota; Metazoa; Arthropoda; Insecta; Thysanoptera; Thripidae
Exons: 1
Source: RefSeq, a predicted model, not a curated record